GUAGUUCACAGAGCUAAGUAAGGUGAUGGCUCUUUUCAGGAGGCGACUUCACAUCCCAGAGUGCAUUGCGGUCCGGCGUGGCGAUGUAUGGUGUAUGGGCUUAGUUUGGACAACAGUUUGGCUCUUUAUCUCAUCAUUUCUGAAAUGAUGCUGCUGCUUUGAAUACAAACCUUGCUUGAUUACACGUCUGGUGCAGAACAACAGGAUGGAUGGGACGUGUUUGCGGAGAAGAAGAGGCGGUCCAUAUAAAACGGAGCCUGCUACAAAGCUAACCCACUGGCGCUUGAGUAAUGAAGAAGGGCGGCAGCGCUGGCGAUUUCUGGCAGAUGAUGAAGAAUGUGACCGGGAACAGACUGGGUUGGAGGCUCACUCUCUAGGGCUAGAUACGAAUAAAUUCUUCCCAGUCUUGCCCAAGGCCUGCACUGCACAGGAGGCAGCAAUGAAUGGGAUGAAGUUUUACUCAGGCCUACAAGCGGAGGAUGGCCAUUGGGCUGGGGACUAUGGGGGACCUCUCUUCUUGUUGCCAGGGCUCCUAAUCGCAUGCCAUGUUGCUAAGAUCCCGCUUCCAGAAGAGAGCAAGAAGGAGAUGGUGCGCUACCUACGUUCGGUGCAGCUCCCAGAUGGAGGAUGGGGCCUGCACAUUGAGGACUUGUCCAAGGUCUUUGCAACUGCUCUCAACUACACAGCCCUGCGAAUUCUUGGCAUCAGUCCUGAUGACCCAGACCUGGUGCGAGCUCGGAACAACCUCCAUAGCAAAGGUGGUGCUGUGGGAAUCCCUUCCUGGGGUAAAUUUUGGUUGGCUGUCUUGAAUGUCUAUAGCUGGGAAGGCAUGAAUACACUUUUCCCUGAGAUAUGGUUAUUUCCCUCAUGGAUGCCAGCACAUCCUUCCACACUUUGGUGUCAUUGCCGUCAAGUUUACCUGCCGAUGGCCUACUGCUAUGCCACACGCCUUACUGCAGAAGAAGAUGAACUUAUCCUGAGUCUCCGACAGGAGCUCUAUGUCCAAGACUAUUCCAGCACUGACUGGCCAGCGCAGAGAAAUAAUGUUGCGGCGUGUGACGUUUACACGCCACACAGCUGGCUGCUUACAGUUGUCUAUGCAAUAAUCAACACCUAUGAGAGAUACCACAGCAAGAUGCUGAGACAUCGAGCCAUAGAAGAGAUAUACGACCACAUCAAGGCUGAUGACCGAUUCACCAAGUCCAUCAGCAUUGGCCCUAUCUCAAAAACAAUUAACAUGCUAGCGCGCUGGUAUGUGGAGGGCAAUGAAUCUCCUGCAUUCCAAGAACAUGUCUCCAGAAUCCCUGACUACCUCUGGCUGGGACUAGAUGGCCUGAAGAUGCAGGGCACCAAUGGGUCACAGCUUUGGGAUACAGCAUUUGCUGUUCAAGCUUUCCUGGAGGCUGGUGCCCAGAAGAAGUCUGAAUUUAUUUCCUGUUUGCAACAUGCGCAUGAGUUCUUAAGAAUCAGCCAGAUUCCAGAUAAUCCACCCGAUUAUGAGAAGUAUUACCGCCAGAUGAACAAGGGUGGCUUUCCCUUCAGCACUCGUGACUGUGGCUGGAUUGUAGCUGACUGCACUGCCGAGGGGCUCAAAUCAGUGAUGCUGUUACAAGAGAAGUGCCCAUUCAUAAAGGAACACGUCCCACCCAACUGCCUCUUCGAUAGUGUGAAUGUGUUGCUGAGCAUGCAAAAUGUCAAUGGUGGCUUUUCUACCUAUGAAACGAUGCGUGGGGGCUGGCUCCUGGAACUCCUGAAUCCUUCAGAGGUAUUUGGCGAUAUCAUGAUAGAUUACACUUACAUUGAGUGCACCUCGGCAGUGAUGCAGGCACUGAAGCAUUUCCAUGAGCGCUUCCCUGAACAUAGGACACUGGAGAUCAGAGAAACGCUUCAAAAGGGCUUGGAGUACUGUCGGAAAAUGCAGAGGGUUGAUGGCUCCUGGGAAGGGAGCUGGGGUGUGUGCAUCACCUAUGGCACAUGGUUUGCGUUAGAAGCAUUUGCUUGUAUGCAGCACACAUACUGUGAUGGAGUAGCCUGCAGGGAAGUGUCCCAGGCUUGUGAGUUCUUGCUCUCCAAACAGAUGGAGGAUGGUGGUUGGGGAGAGGACUUUGAAUCUUGUGAACUGCGCAGAUACGUCCAGAGCGCCACGUCCCAGAUCCACAACACCUGCUGGGCUCUUCUGGGGCUUAUGGCCGUGGGGUAUCCAGAUGUCAGAGUCCUGGAAAGGGGGAUCAAAGUCUUGAUUGACAGACAGCUGCCUAAUGGGGACUGGCCACAGGAGAAUGUUUCUGGAGUAUUCAACAAGACCUGUGCUAUCAGCUACACCUCCUACCGAAACGUCUUCCCCAUUUGGACCUUAGGACGCUUUUCUCGCCUAUAUCCUGCCAGCCUUCUUACCGAGGCAUUAAGAAAUUGAAAGAAUGGACUAGCUGGAGGAACAAGAAAUGGACAUAAUUGCCAUUCCCCCUCCUCCCAAAUUGGGGACUUCUAACUGACAUGGCAGAUGUGUCCUGGCAGUCUCCCCAGGCUCUCUGUAAGUUUUUGAAUUACAGGAUUAUGUAUAGAUUGCUAGAAGACACUGUCUUGAGGAGCUAGUGAGGUGGAGGAGGAGCUGAAGAGGACGACACUGAAGGCUUCUUUGAAUGGCUCGUUAUCACAAUGUUCCUUGCUCUAUGUGCGCACACAGCAAGAAGGUUGGCUCAGGAGUAGUAUUUGUUCCAGCAUGUGACCUGUGAGCUGAGUAGCCUCCAUUUGAUGUAGGUAAUAAGGUCGUUCACAUGACCAUUGCUGGUCCUGGGAGGGAGGGCGAGGGGAAUGCAGAGUUUUAACCUACCUUCCCUGCAGACAAUCCAGGAUGGCCUGAGCAGUGCCACGCCACCACACACACAAUCACUGUGGCGGCAACUGGGGCUGUAUUCUGGAGGCUGGAGAAACGCUCCCUGGCCUCUGGGAAUCCCACAGUGCCUAGGGCAUGGUGCAUUGGGGGAUUUCCCCAUCAGAUGGGCACUCUAGGCAACCAGUCUGCAUGCAGCCCAAGGAGACACAUGAUUGCCUGUGCCCUUAACCUCGGCUAAGAGCCGGGCUUAACAGUAGGGUUAGGCUGGGCAGAAGUGCUGGGAUCUCUGCAGAUCCCAGCGCUCCACACGAGCAGCCUAACCCAGGCUGGGCUUCCCUAGCCUGGGUUAGGCUGCUUGUGAGAAGAGCCUUACUGUGUAACUGAUCCCAACUGGACUUAUAAGCUCAACCCCCCAUAAUUCCCACUUUGAUUUCUCUGGGCCCGACAUGUAUUGAGUUCUGUGGGUGUACAUAUUGCACAUUGUAAUGGGCUGGUGUGAUCCUCCUGCUCCACUGUGUGUUGAUUAUACAUAAGGUGGCAGCAACCAAAUGUAAUGUUUGCAAGUGAACGAACAAAGAGUUGUGUCACAAAUGAUGGUGCUAAUUUCCCCGCUACUACUUCUCAUCCUUUCUCUCCCUCUUUCAGAGAGAUGCUCUAAUCUAUAAUAACCUGCAGUACAUCUCAUGGUUUAAGAACGUAACAGCCCUGGAUCAGGCCCAAGGCCUGUCUGAUCCAGCAUCCUGUUUCACACAGUGGCCCACCAGAUGCCUUUGAGAAGCCCACAGGCAAGAGGUGGGGGCAUGCCCUCCCUCCUUCUGUUGCUCCCCUGCAACUGGUAUUGAGAGUCAUCUUGCCUCUGAUGCUGGAGGUGGCCCAUAGCCACCAGACUAGUAGCCAUUGAUAGACCUGUCCUCCAUGAAUUUGUCUAAGCCCCUUUUAAAGCCAUCCAAGCUGGUGGCCAUCCCCACAUCCUGUGGCAGACCGUCUCUAGAGUGGAUAUAUAAAUGGUAGCAGAAUAAGGUGGUAGAUUGCUGAGGUGGAAGGCUAAACUCUAGUUGAGAGGGAAUCACAUUUCUGAAUGCUUUCUUAAGUAAACACUUCCCUGUAAGUAGAAAACGGCCAGAGUGGGGAGAGUACAGUUUGGCGGGUUGAGUGCAGUGGCGACCGGCACCUUUAAAAGUGAGGACAACAGGUCCUUAGAUCAUCCACACAGCUUGCUGCUGCUGCGGCAAACUGCCCAGCAGCCCGCAUGUGGUGGUGGUGGCGGCGGCACUCCCCCGUCAGCCCGGGUGCGGUGGCGCAACACCGGCAUGCACAUGGCCUCCGCACAUGCACGGAAGCCAUUUGCAGGGUCAGCAUGGUUGGGCGCAGGUCGAUGGGGAAGCUGUGUGGAGCAGGUAAGGCGCUGCUGUCCUCACUUUUAAAGGUGCCACUUGCCACCACCUCCAACCUGCCAAACCCGUUUGGCUUUGAACCAGUGCAUGAACCAUGGUUCGUGCACAUCCCUGAUCAAUAACAGAUCUAAAGGAAGACUGUAUGCGUAGAAGAGGAUCCAAGGUACAAUCUUCAAAACCUUUAUUACUUAAUAUUGAUAUCAUAAUCUAGAAGCCUCAGUCAGAAGAUAUGCUCAAUUAUCCACAAUACAAAAUCCAGUUCAAUUAACCAUAUAAUCACUGACUUUGAUAAACUCUCUUCAUAAUUAUAUACAUGUGACCACCCACUUUAAUUAACUUCUGGAUCUGCAGGUGUGUGUAUGUACCCAGCCGGCCCUCCCCCAUCAACAGGGAGGGACACAGUAAGGGACACCUCAACAGUGUCUGUUCUUGGUUUGUUUUAUGCUGUAAACUACUUAGAGACUUUGGUAGUGGGCAGUAUACAAAUUUAUUAAAUAACAAAUAAACAGCAUCAUUUGUGA
This is a messenger RNA of Hemicordylus capensis (graceful crag lizard), 4748 nucleotides long. It is a transcript of the gene LSS, whose product is annotated as lanosterol synthase. Lineage: Eukaryota; Metazoa; Chordata; Lepidosauria; Squamata; Cordylidae. Bases 206 to 2413 code for a protein of 735 amino acids. Gene Ontology annotation, cellular component: lipid droplet. The record is from RefSeq and is a predicted model, not a curated record. The transcript is spliced from 22 exons. Gene Ontology annotation, molecular function: lanosterol synthase activity. Gene Ontology annotation, biological process: cholesterol biosynthetic process; triterpenoid biosynthetic process.